This is a messenger RNA of Sphaeroforma arctica JP610, 555 nucleotides long. RefSeq lists its product as hypothetical. Lineage: Eukaryota; Ichthyosporea; Ichthyophonida. The transcript is spliced from 2 exons. The record is from RefSeq and is a predicted model, not a curated record. The coding region runs from base 1 to 555 and encodes 184 amino acids.
AUGGUGCCAGAACCUUCGGUACCCAUUCGAUACGCGAGUACAAGUCGAGAGGAAUCGGAACCACAUACAAGCUCGAGCAUCCACACCGAAGACGAUCGAGAAUCAGCGCCAAAUAUUACCACGCCAGCUGAGGAUCUAACAAGUGGAAGUACAGGGUAUGGCAAAGGGAAGUCACCACGGGAAACAGCAAGUGGAAGUAAAGUGUCUGGCAAAGGGAAACGAGCAACUGCAAGCACUUCGGCUAGUAGAGAGUGGCGAGCACGGAUGACAGCAAGUGGAGGUACGGGGUCUGGCAAAGGUAGGCCAGCACAGAAGCCCACAGCAGCGCUAGACACAAAUAGUCAGAGGGGAAAACCAAAAACGACUUACAAGUGCACAGCGGGCUGUGAUCGUCAAUUUAGUACUAUCCAAAGCAAGCUCGAGCAUGAGAGCCACCACAAUGUUGUCCGGUGUGAAUGGGUGGAUGCGGGGGUGGUCUGUGGCAAGAUAUUCACCACACCGAGAGACCACAGGACGCACCUGAAGCUGCAUGAACGGAUGAACCCAUCGCUGUAG